Molecule: messenger RNA, 1274 nt
Organism: Mucor mucedo
Lineage: Eukaryota; Fungi; Mucoromycota; Mucoromycetes; Mucorales; Mucoraceae
Exons: 4
Coding region: 165-1226 (353 amino acids)
Molecular function (GO): RNA binding
Source: RefSeq, a predicted model, not a curated record
UUUUUUUUUUUUUUUUUUUUAUUCGUAAUGACCACCCCACUGAUGAAUGAUGACUUGAAUAACUCACCUCGGUCUCGACCUUCUUCUAUCCGAAGAGUUCGUAGAGGCAGGGUAAAUACACAAAAAAAAAGAGUAAAAGGGAUGCAUUGUCAUGGCUUUGACUAAUGAAACCAAUAAAGGAAAACUCUAUUAUCAGCAGUGCACCUAAUUCACGACCUUCAUCUCGUCCUUCAUCUCGACCAGUUUCACCCACUGGAAGUAACUACAUGAAUAAUACGGAAUCUAACCCACUUGAUGAACAAGUGAUACCCACUGCCAUUGUAAUCAAAAACAUUCCGUUUUCCGUCAAGAAGGAUGCACUUUUGAGUAAGCUUACUUCUUUGGAUGUACCUGCAGCCUAUGCGUUCAAUUAUCAUUUUGAUAAUGGGGUGUUCCGUGGACUAGCCUUUGCCAAUUAUCGAACGGCAGAAGAAACAGAAAUAGUGGUUAAUACCAUUAAUGGGCUCGAAAUUGGUGGCCGUAAAUUACGUGUCGAAUACAAAAAGAUGUUGCCUACUGCCAGCAAUAGUAGCAAUUUAUCCGAAUACAUCAAUAAAAGGGAGAUCAUACCCCAUCCUUCCUCAUCAACCUCUUCUCAGCCUAGUUCUCCCUUGAUCAGUAGUGCAAGUACGAGUGAGCGUAGAUUAACGAGUAACCCUGACGAAGAUACGCUUGAUUUAAAUGAUCCUGCUGUCUUGGAAUUAUACAGCUUUCUUUUACUGUUCCGUGGAGACCCCAAUGCCAAUGAGAUUGCCUUACCAAAGACACUUUCUGCCAAGGAGCGCAGAGAUGCUCAUUUGAUUGCCGAUCGACUUGGAUUGGCACAUUAUUCGGAUGGAUUUGGGUCCGAGCGCCAAGUUUUGAUUGAAAAAAGAGGCACCACUCCUGCACCCAUUGUCCGACUUCAACAUAAGAAUUCAAGAGGCACACUCCGCUCCUCGCCUAGUCGUGAUCGUUUGAAUGCCAAUACCAACAAUUCUGGUGAUAACAAGAGAGAUUCUUAUCGAAAGUCCAUGAUGAGUACGAGUACUACUGCUGAACUUGCUACUGCCUCUAAUACGAUUCAUCCUAUUCGUCAACCUCGAGGUCCUGAACCUGGAAAGAACUUUGCUUCUCGUCAAAAUAACAUAGGAGAUGCAUUGUCUGAAGCUUUAGCUCGUCAACAUAUAACUCAUGUGGGUGCUUAAACAUUUAAGCCAAUUUAAAAUAAAAUCUCAGUUGAUGAUUAUAAAAAA